UUGGGAGGCACCACGAAAAAGAAGACGAAGAAGAAGGCGACCAUGUUGAUUUAAAGGAAAAACACAAUAGACGCGAUUUAUUUCAAGUAUAUUUCAGCUAUUAAAGCGCUCGGAAACAUCGUAAUUCGAAAACAACGCGAAAUUAUGUCUCUCUUGUGAAUUACCGGAGAACAAAGGUGGCACAUUUGACUAGUUGACUAGCUUGAGUGGGAAGCACACUGAUCACAGUUGACCUCCAAACCUGAAGGUUCUCGACAGGUCAACCAGCUGGAGCAGUUGGGAAGCACAUACUGUGGACUAGAAAGGGUGGAAAGCUUUUUGGCUUUGGACUUGAUCUCCCUUGUAUUUGUGAUACACAUCUGACGGUAACAAACCGAAGAACAUAUAAUUUUUUGGGAAAGACCUGUACAAAACUGGACAUUUUAUUUUCCCCAAGAAGGAGGACACUGCGUAAAUAUUGUGGACUAAAAAAAGAAGAGAGAAAUACUGUUAAACAGAAGUGGAUUAUAUUAGGAUUAUAUUGAAGAACCUGUUACUAAAGUACAGAGAUUGCCUUAGUUGUUCUAUUUCAGGACUUGCGCCACAUUUUAUACUUGUUCACGUAUAAUUUUCUAUAUUGUGAGCAAGUAUAUUCAUGCAUUUGAAUGCAAAUUUCUCUUCAUUUUGAAGAGUUUCUUGUGUACAAGUUUGUCUUUUGCGUUUCUUGUACGUCAGCCACUCUUUUUUAAGGGGAACUGCGCGUACGUGUGUGUAUAUGUAAAUAUCACCAAUUGACUGCUGAUGUAAAAGCUAUUGGCUUCAUAGAGAAUAUUGUUUGUUAAUGCUUUAUUAAUAUUUUUUACCUUUUUGAAGAUCAUUUUUAGUAAGAACAAUCUAAGAGGCAAAUAUCGUAAUAAUCUUGAGAGAAGAUUGUUAUAAAAAAACAAAACAAGAAGAAAAGAAGAGAAAAAAAAAGCAAUGGCAGCGGCCAGAACAGAAAAUGUUGGCCCACUCGUCAUGGGACUGAACAAGCAGAACGGGCAGCUCAGAGGACAGACCAAACCAGCUUCAGUCCAGCCAGGACCCGCAAUUCAAGGAAAGGGACUGGGUGCGCUCCAGAAACCAGGAGGUGCGUCUCAAGAAGGAGGGGGCAUUAAAUUUGGGGACGACUGGAAAAAGAGCCUACAGCUCCCUCCCAAAGACAACAGGGUCAAAACCUCAGAUGUGACAAGCACGAAGGGGAAUGAAUUUGAGGAUUAUUGCCUGAAACGAGAACUUCUGAUGGGCAUUUUUGAGAUGGGCUGGGAGAAACCAUCUCCAGUGCAGGAGGAGAGUAUUCCCAUCGCCUUGUCUGGAAGGGAUAUUUUGGCCCGGGCUAAGAAUGGAACCGGAAAAAGCGGCGCCUAUCUCAUCCCAUUGCUGGAAAGGAUAGACCUCAAAAAGGACCAUAUCCAGGCGAUGGUAGUAGUGCCUACUCGAGAGUUGGCACUGCAGGUGAGCCAGAUCAGCAUUCAAAUCAGCAAACACAUGGGAGGAGUCAAAGUCAUGGCCACCACAGGGGGGACCAACCUCCGAGAUGACAUCAUGCGCCUGGAUGAGACUGUGCACGUGGUCAUUGCCACACCUGGUAGGAUUCUGGAUUUGAUAAAGAAAGGAGUUGCAAAGGUGGACAAAGUCCAAAUGAUGGUGAUGGAUGAGGCUGAUAAACUGCUGUCUCAGGAUUUUGUGGUGCUCAUCGAGGAUAUCAUUAGCUUCCUGGCCAAGAACAGGCAGAUCCUUCUCUACUCUGCAACCUUCCCGAUCAGUGUGCAAAAAUUCAUGGCCAAGCACCUGCAGAAACCAUAUGAGAUCAAUCUGAUGGAGGAGCUGACUCUGAAGGGCAUCACUCAGUAUUAUGCCUACGUCACAGAGAGACAGAAAGUGCACUGCCUUAACACUCUCUUCUCCAGGCUUCAGAUCAACCAGUCCAUCAUCUUCUGUAACUCCACACAGCGAGUGGAGCUCUUAGCUAAGAAGAUCACACAGCUGGGCUACUCUUGUUUCUACAUUCACGCUAAGAUGAUGCAGGAAUAUAGAAACCGUGUGUUCCAUGACUUCAGAAACGGGCUGUGCAGAAACCUGGUGUGCACCGAUCUCUUCACUCGGGGUAUAGAUAUUCAGGCCGUCAAUGUGGUCAUCAACUUUGACUUCCCGAAGAAUGCAGAGACAUACCUCCACCGUAUUGGAAGAUCAGGGAGGUUCGGUCACUUGGGUUUGGCCAUCAACUUGAUCACAUCCGAAGACCGCUUCAACCUGAAGACCAUCGAAGACCAACUGGUGACCGACAUCAAGCCCAUUCCCAGCAGCAUCGACAAGAGCCUCUAUGUGGCCGAGUUCCAUUCCUCCAGCGCCGAUUGCGAGGUGGAGGAAGUCCUAGAGAAGUCGGGGCGCCCACAGGACAGCGGCUAAACCUGGACAGCAGGACUCACCCCGGCUUUUGCACACAGGCUUCAGGCACCUCUUCAACGUUACAUUUGCUUUCACAGCCUACUAAAUGGCUGUGAAAGCCUUUUUGUUUUCUUUUUUUUUGUUUUACUUUGUCUUUGCUUUUCAUCAGAGCUCUGUGACGGAAAUGGGAACUAUCUUGAUUUGCAUCCACUCCAAACCGAUCCUUGUGUACUGCAUGGAGGGCUUUGUCAUGCUAAAUCUGAUCAAAUCUGUUAUGAACCCGUCAUUCUUAAGAGAUUGACAAGCAAGCAAGCACCGUCCGUCUCUUAAGUGUCAAAAACACCAGCCAUCGUUCAGUACACUGUUGUUACCACUUAAGUGCCUUACUUCCUCCCAUGCAUUUUUUUUGUUCAUAGACUGAAUGAAAUAAUAGCUCAUUGACUUUUAACACAUCUAUUAUGCAACAAUAUCUUUUCCAUGAGAUGUGUCAAAACUCCGUAUAUAUUUAAUGCAAACGUUGCAAUAGAAGCAUCGGUUUUACUUAAAAUAGCAUGUGACUGUUUUCACCCAUUCCAGUGACGAAUACAUGCAGAGGAGUUGCACGGAUUUUUCUGCAACCAUCACAACACUCUUUCAGUUUCAUUGCGGCCUUCUGCUGUUACUUGGUACUCGUUGCCGUGGGGAUCUUACACAUUCAGAAGAAGAAAACUAUGGCAGGUUAAUUUAAAAAAAAAAAACAUAAUAAACACUCAGCCAAGACCGGUUCAAAACAGUAUUGAUUACAGAAUGUUUAGCUACACAGGAUAAUUAGGGAUGUCGGUGCAAAACAGUAGUUUAUCUUAUGUUUUUUUUUCCAUUUGCAAUACGGACCCUUAAGAUUGAAUUGCUUCAUUAACCCUUUCUGCAGCCCUCAAGAGUUUUUUUUUUUUUUUUAAUUUUAAAGUCCCAGUGUGACAAACUGAAGUAGGUGAAUGUAUUUGCCGAUUGCUGCUGUAGCAGCUGAACGUGCUUUGCUUCAGUUCCAUCGACCCCUUCUUUCAGCUUGUUAUCUACAGCUGCACCCAUACAUUGUUCUUAUGUUACCUUUUGAUGAGGAGAGGGUUAUCUGUAUAACGUGUGGGUGGGUGUCUGGAUUUGAAAGCGAAAUUGUAGCAUCUUUGAAGAGGCAGCUGUGACUUUUUUUUUGUGCAUCCUUUCUUAACCGAGACAAAAAAAAGUACUAAAAAAAACUAUUUUUUUUUUUUGCUUGUACUGGGACUUCAGCAUUGGGGUUGGGUGGGUUAGUACUUAUAAUGUUCAGUUAAAUGAUGGACCAGUUGAUGUUCAAAUUGCUUCCCUUCCAAAGUACACACAAUAUUAGAUAUCCUUUUUUUUUAAAAAGUUACGGAGCAAAAACUAAAUUACUGAAAAGCGUUUAAUAUCUACAAUCUUGAACCUGUUCAGGGGAUGGACGAUACAUUUUGUUGUUUACAAUUAAAAAAAAAAAAGAAAAUAUGAAGCAAACUUUGCUUGGGGUACAUGGGCAAAAGCGCUUGUUUUUUGUUUUUAUUUUUUUGUUGCAAUGCAUUUUCAGGAUUUACACUGAAGCAAAACCAAAAAAAAAAGGAGAAAUUGGAACGCUUGGUGUGUCGUAUGCCUGCAAAGGUGUGAAGUGAGUGAGAGUACGGUAUGUUUGUGUGAAAAUCACAUUUAUAUGCGCCUUCGACUGCACUGGGCUGACUGUACUAUCUUGCAUUUACAACCUGCAUGGUUGUAUAUGUUAAAAAAAAAAGAAAAAGUCAGUCCUGUUGUCAGUUUGAGGUGCCAUGUAAAUGUAAGUCUGUUUUUUUUUCCCCCCUCAACUUUCAUGUUGAAUUUUGUGAUACAAAAUGUCUUAAAUCCGAUUGAUACUUGGGUAACUCCAGUGACAACUUUUAUUUUCCCCAUACAUUUGUUUUCAUUCCAUGACCUCCACUGUGACCCACAGAUUUUCUCCCAGGCCUUUUCUUGUUUAAAAAAAAAUCUUACCAUAAUUUAAUUUUGAUUAAUUUUGUCUCCCUCCUUUUAAUGAAUUAAUAUAUGCAGUUUGCAUUAAGAUAUCUCACAACCUAGCGGGUGGUCACAUUGGAGGUCAAUUUGAAUGCAAUUAUGAAUGUCUGCUUAUGUUUGUUUUUGUCAACUGAUUUAAAGACAUUUCAUGUUUAUGUGUGUGUGCAUGCACUUGCCCCACGGGGUCAAGUGUACACAGCCUGUUUAGUAAAUGGGCACAAAAUUGCAAUUUAAUAAUUGCUGCUUCAGGUACAAUUUGGUCCUAGGUGAUUAAUUACAAAGGCUAAUAUUUCUUUCUGCAGCUGAAGCACUAAUGUAAAACCCAGCCAUGCUUCAGGGAAAAAUUGUUAAACUCUUAGAUUUGUUGUUGUAAGCCGAGAAUACGUUUACUACUGAAGUUCCUGCAGCAAGAAUAUAAAGUGUUGAAUUGGUUAUGAGCGUUAUAACAACACACAUGGAGGAGUGGUAACCUGAUUCUGAAUUGCCUGGCAAAUACGUCAUCGGCAGUGUUGCAGUGUUUUUCUUCCAUGUAAUGAAUGAAACCAUUUGGGAAAUUGGGUUAAAAUAGACUAAUGUCAAAGUAAAAUUUGUGUUUUGAGAAUGUCAUCUUUGUACUUGUUUUUGUAAUGAAUUCAUAUUUUGUUCCUGUUAUUUCCUGACAAAAUGCAUUGAGGGAUGCAAGGUAAUUCAGUGGAAAAGUGUUGCUCACUCUGUCCUCUGCUGUUGUAAUUUGGAACUACAUGCAGGGGUUGUGAAAUUCAAUAAACUCAGUUCAAAUUUG
This is a messenger RNA of Doryrhamphus excisus (bluestripe pipefish), 5215 nucleotides long. RefSeq names its product putative ATP-dependent RNA helicase ddx6. The record is from RefSeq and is a predicted model, not a curated record. NCBI's taxonomy places the organism in Eukaryota, Metazoa, Chordata, Actinopteri, Syngnathiformes, Syngnathidae. Gene Ontology annotation, molecular function: RNA helicase activity; ATP binding; nucleic acid binding.